Molecule: messenger RNA, 1395 nt
Organism: Cordyceps fumosorosea ARSEF 2679
Lineage: Eukaryota; Fungi; Ascomycota; Sordariomycetes; Hypocreales; Cordycipitaceae
Product: Major facilitator superfamily domain, general substrate transporter
Exons: 2
Coding region: 1-1395 (464 amino acids)
Biological process (GO): transmembrane transport
Cellular component (GO): fungal-type vacuole membrane
Molecular function (GO): transmembrane transporter activity
Source: RefSeq, a predicted model, not a curated record
AUGGCGACCAAGACGGUGACGACGACGGCCAGCACGGCCCUCGAGCUUGGCCACACUCGCACCGAGCAGCAGGCGCGCGGCACCAUCCAACUCCGCGGCGGCGGCGCCGCCUCUCACGACCCCUCCCCCUCCGGCUCCGACAGCGACCUGGACCCGAUCCUCGAAGCCUCGCGCAUCGCCGACGCCACCGUCCCCGACGGCGGCCGCGGCUGGGCCGUCGUCGCCGCCUGCGCCGUCGUCUCCUUCUGGCUCACCGGCGUCAACUACAGCUGGGGCGUCAUGCAGUCCGCCCUCGUCGCGCGCGGCCUCGGCGCCCCCGCCACCCUCUCCUUCGUCGGCUCCAUCCCCGCCACCCUCAUCAGCGUCAUGGCCAUGGUCAACGCGCGCAUCAUCCGCCGCGUCGGCACCCGCUGGACCGCCGUCGCGGGCGUCGCGACCAUCGGCCUGGCGCAGGUCCUCGCCGGCUUCGCCACGGAGAGCGUCGCGGGCUUGUACGUCACGGCGGGCGCGAUGCUGGGGGUGGGGAUGAGCCUGUGCUUCACCGUGUGCUCGGUCACGCCGGCGCAGUACUUCAAGCGCCGGCGGGGGCUGGCCAACGGGUUGGUCUUUGCGGGCGGCGGGCUCGGCGGCGCGGUCAUCACCAUCGUCGAGGACGUCCUCAUCCGGCGCUCCGACCCCGCGUGGGCGUACCGCGUCAUGGGCCUGGCCACGCUCGCCACCGGCCUCCCCGCCGCGCUCUUCGUCACCGAGCGCACGCGCGCCGUCGCCGUCGUCGGCGCCAUCGAGUGGCGCCUGUUCAGAGACGUACGCUUCAGCCUCAUGUUCGUCGCCGGCGCCAUCGCCACCUUUCCCCUGCUCGUACCGGCCUUCUUCCUGCCGCUGUACGCCAGCUCGCUGGGGUUGUCGGCGGCGACGGGCGCGGCGCUGCUGGCCGGGUUCAACUUCUCGUCGGCGGUAGGCCGGAUCCUCUGCGGGCUGCUGGCGGACAAGGCGGGCGCGACCAACACGAUGCUGGGUUGCCUGCUGGUGAGCGCGCUGGGGAUGCUGGUGCUGUGGCCGACGUCGACGACGGUCGGCCCGCUGGCGGUGUUUGCGGUGCUCAACGGCGCGGCCAACGGUGGCUUCUUCUCGACCAUCCCGACCGUGGUGGGCAACGUCUUCGGCUCGGCGCGGGUGGUCGUGGCGCUCGGCAUGAUUGUCACCGGAUGGGCCGGAGGAUACCUCAUGGGUGCCCCAAUUGCUGGUUAUAUUUUGGACGCAUACGGUGGCCAGGACAGCGGCUUACAUGCGUAUCGGCCCGCCAUGUUCUAUGCCGGCUCCUUGGCGCUGGCGGCGGCUGUGCUGGUCGGUGUUAUGCGUCUGAGGAUGAAUGUUCCUUUGCUUGGGAAGGUCUGA